Drosophila hydei is the source of this 2185-nucleotide messenger RNA. Its product is annotated as dihydropyrimidinase-like. The record is from RefSeq and is a predicted model, not a curated record. The transcript is spliced from 10 exons. Gene Ontology annotation, biological process: pyrimidine nucleobase catabolic process. Gene Ontology annotation, cellular component: cytosol; cytoplasm. Lineage: Eukaryota; Metazoa; Arthropoda; Insecta; Diptera; Drosophilidae. Gene Ontology annotation, molecular function: dihydropyrimidinase activity. The coding region runs from base 181 to 1947 and encodes 588 amino acids.
ACUAAAUUAUAUAUAUAUAUCGAAAAGUUAUAUUUCAAUAGUGGUAGACGUUUCUAUUUUUAUCAACAUGCGCGUCAAUUGAGCCUGCGUUGUGUAUAUUAAAAUUGUGUAGAAAGCGGGUUAUUUUAUCGAUUCAACAAAUACAGAAAACUAUAUUACCGUUAGUAGGCAUUCAUAACUAUGUCCGGGAGCCCAAAGCCAGUUAAGAAAGUGCCCAUACACUUACAAAGUGCCCAAAAUCGUAUUUAUAUCAAGAAUGGAGAAAUUGUCAAUCAUGAUAAAAGUUUUAAGGCGGACGUUUACAUUGAGGAUGGAAUCAUUAAAUUUGUUGGGUCCGCUUCCGACAUAACAAUACCUGGAGGCGUGCGUGUUAUAGAUGCAACAGGAAGAAUGAUUAUACCAGGGGGCAUUGACCCCCAUACACAUCUGCAAUGUCCUUUGGGUGACAAUGUUUCCGUUGACGACUUUUACCGUGGAACCAAAGCGGCAGUGGCAGGUGGCACAACUAUGAUAAUUGAUUGUGUUCUACCCAAAAAACACGAAUCUUUGGUGGAAGCUUAUGACAAGUGGCGCAGCUGGGCGGAUCCAAAGGUGUGUUGUGACUACGCUUUACACGUGGGCAUAACUUGGUGGUCUAAAUCCGUUUCCGAGGAGAUUGGUAUUCUAUGCAAAGAGCUGGGCGUGAAUUCCUUUAAGAUGUAUAUGGCCUAUAAAGGCCUCUAUAUGUUAGGUGAUUCUGAGCUUUUGGAUGUUUUUGAACGAAUUCGUUUUCUGAAUGGAGUCGCAAUGGUGCAUGCUGAGAAUGGUGAUAUUAUAGCCAAAAACACAAAAAGCUUAUUAGCCGAUGGUAACUGUGGACCCGAAGCGCAUGAGCUCUCGCGUCAAGAAGAAGUUGAGGCAGAGGCUGUACAUCGCGCUUGCAUUUUAGCCCACCAGAUGAAGACACCCCUAUACGUUGCUGGUGUCACAAGCAAGUCCUCCGCAGAACUCAUAGGACGCGCCCGUCGCAGCGGUUACUCCGUGUUCGGUGAAACUCUUGCAAGCUCUAUUGGCCGCAGUAUGAGUAGCGUUGGCAAAUCGGAACGUGUUUAUUAUAUUACCAGUCCACCGAUUCGUAUGUCUGCAGAAACGCCUAGGCAACUGAUGAAAUCCUUAGCAUAUGAUGAUCUACAGGUGACAGGUAGUGACAACUGUACAUUCAAUAAAAAACAAAAGGAACUUGGUCUAUUAGACUUCACUAAAAUUCCAAAUGGCGUUAACGGUGCUGAGGAUCGAAUGUCGGUAGUGUGGGAGAAGGGUGUGCAUCAGGGCGUUCUCGAUCCCUGUAGAUUUGUUGCAGUAACAAGUACUAAUGCAGCAAAAAUCUUUAAUAUUUACCCGCAAAAGGGACGAAUUGCUGUUGGCUCGGAUGCAGAUAUAGUCAUAUGGAAUCCACAGGGUACACGAAGCAUUUCCAAAGACACCCAUCAUCACGCUUGUGAUUUUAAUAUUUUCGAGGGUAUGACUGUACAUGGAGUAGCUGAAUAUGUUUUAGUGCGCGGUCGCGUAUGUGCCGAGAAUGGAUCAGUUCGCGUUGCAGAAGGAUUCGGACGUUUCAUACCAAUGGCGGUGCGUCCGCCAUAUGUUUAUGAUAUUGUUAAGGAGAAAGUACACGUGUCCGAAGAGCACCCCGAAGAAGCUCAAAAUGGAAAUUUGGCCAAAAAGUUCGCUGAAUUGGACAUUCUAAUUCCAGAAGAGAAAACAAUGUCUGCACUGCUCGUUGAAAAUAUGCCAAUUAUGGCAGGAGGUUCCCCUUGCAGCACACCUUCUGUUCGCGGCCGUGUUGAUGGCAAAAGAGACAUGCAGGAGUCAUCGUUUUCGAUUAGCGAGGAACUGGACAAAUCCGGCGUUCGUUCUUGUAUAAAAGUAAAGAAUCCCCCUGGUGGGAAAUCCUCUGGAUUUUGGUAAAAUGUCCAGACGACUAUAUAAUAUAAUCGCACAACGCGAUCCUUAUGACCAGAAUCAGCGCUUAUCUAAUCUUAUAUACAUACAUGCAUAUGUAAACUAUAGCCGAAUAUUAUUUAUUCAUACCGAUUUCCAACAUAAUGAACAGACAUAAUUAUCUUCGAAACUCAGCGGAUAUUGUUUAUUCUUGUUUGAACAGAAUUGUUUUCAUAUUUUAUUUGUCAUUUUGAGGCUAAAACAU